AAACCCAUGUUAAUAAAGCAUCAUAUUCUUCCUUGAUAUAUGUAAUGCACAUGUGAGAGCUUCCGUGGAGACAAAAGGGGAGAGCUUUUUGGUUACAGAUCCAGUCCGGUCCGAAAUGACGAUCGUCAAACCGUCGCAGCUCUCUUCCUCCUCCUCCUCGCCGUUGUGUUCGCUGAAAGGAUCACUCCUCACACUCGCCGUCCUCACUUUCCUCUCCCUCUUCUACCUCUCUCUCAAUUCCCUCCGCACUUCGCCGCCGUCUCCCAUCCUCGUAGGCUCCAAUCAGCUCCCACACACCUUCUCCGCAAAGGAGGAAGAAGACUACUCGGAUGUGUAUCACUCCCCCGAGUCGUUCCGGUCGAAUUACGCGGAGAUGGAGAAGAAGUUCAAGGUCUACAUUUACCCCGACGGAGAUCCCGACACCUUUUUCCAGACUCCCAGGAAAGUCACCGGCAAAUACGCCAGCGAGGGUUACUUCUUCAAGAACAUCAGAGAGAGCCGGUUCCGCACGCUGGAUCCAGACGAGGCGGAUCUCUUCUUCGUCCCUGUCUCUGCUCACAAGAUGCGUGGCAAAGGGACAACGUAUGAGAACAUGACUGUGAUUGUUCAGGACUACGUUGAUGGGUUGAUCGCAAAGUAUCCUUUUUGGAACAGAACAUUGGGAGCUGAUCACUUCUUUGUCACUUGCCACGACGUUGGUGUUAGAGCGUUCGAAGGAACUCCUCUUCUGAUCAAAAACACGAUUAGAGUUGUGUGCUCGCCCAGCUACAAUGUUGGUUUCAUUCCUCAUAAAGAUGUUGCCUUGCCUCAAGUGCUUCAGCCUUUUGCACUCCCUGCCGGUGGCAACGAUGUUGAGAACCGGACGACGCUUGGGUUUUGGGCUGGUCAUAGAAACUCAAAGAUACGGGUGAUACUUGCACGUGUGUGGGAGAACGACACAGAGCUCGAUAUUUCGAACAACAGGAUUAACAGGGCAACGGGGCAUUUGGUGUAUCAGAAGAGAUUCUACAGGACUAAGUUCUGUAUAUGCCCUGGUGGUUCUCAAGUCAACAGUGCUCGUAUUACUGACUCCAUCCAUUACGGUUGUGUUCCUGUUAUAUUGUCAGACUACUAUGAUCUGCCUUUCAACGACAUUCUGGAUUGGAGAAAGUUUGCGGUUGUGCUCAGAGAGCGAGAUGUCUAUGACCUGAAGCAGAUACUCAAGAAGAUACCACAAUCAGAGUUUGUUUCGUUGCAUAACAACUUAGUCAAGGUUCAGAAGCAUUUUCAAUGGAACUCACCACCAGUUAAAUUCGAUGCGUUUCACAUGAUCAUGUAUGAGUUAUGGUUACGCCACCAUGUCAUCAAGUACUGAUCAAACACUCUUUUCUUCUUUUUUUUCCAACCCGGUAGAUACGGUCCCAACCUAAUAUGUACACCUCUUGUAAGUUUUUUUAAUAGCGCGAUGUAACACAAACAACAACAAUCUUUUGAGGAAAAUUUCAUUAUUCUUGUGUA
This is a messenger RNA of Raphanus sativus (radish), 1497 nucleotides long. RefSeq names its product probable glycosyltransferase At5g03795. The record is from RefSeq and is a predicted model, not a curated record. Lineage: Eukaryota; Viridiplantae; Streptophyta; Magnoliopsida; Brassicales; Brassicaceae. The transcript has 5 exons. Gene Ontology annotation, molecular function: glycosyltransferase activity. Bases 116 to 1354 code for a protein of 412 amino acids.